GACCAGUUGGCCCUGGGCAUCGUCAUAAAAGCUCUGACCUUUUUCUUAGCUGAAUCUAAAGAGCUCAGCGUGAGCUACUGGAGAAACAGUUAGGGUAUUAUGUGGUUUCACAGAUGUGCUUUAUGCAGAUCUCUGGGUUCUAAGCUUAAAAGUUUGGUAGAAGCACAUCUGUCCAAUCAUAUUCUAAUGCUUUAGGAUACGUUCAUUUUCAUAUGUGAACAAAGAAGAGUUUAUUGAACCUGUUCCCCUCUCCAGCAGAGCACAACAAAAAGCUAGUGUCAUGCUGAUGAAAGAGUGUACAUCGGUCAGACAGAAUGGCUCCAGUGAACCAGCCAAAGGACAAGAAGCAUGAGAGGGCUCAUGAGCAUUGGCCGGAAGAGGCAAAAUCAGCUGGGAAGAGGAAACCGGACUACGAGGAACUAGGGAAUGAGCCACAAGCAAAGAGGUUGUUUGUGAGAAAAACAUCCAAACCCCCAGAGAAAAUCGGUUGGAGUGGAGGUGGGUCCAUGGUGAGAAACAACAGAGUCCUUUUCCAUCAGUUGGAGCGGCAGUGCAGCAUUGUUCAUUAUGUCUAUCAGAACAUGCUGGGAGGCUCCAUUCGGGCACAGCUCAGGCAGUGUCUGCAGCUGCCCUUUCUGCGUUCUCUUGCCUCAUACCGCCUCUUUCGAACAGCAAGUCCCUUUGACAGAAGAGUGACAUGCCUGGAAUGGCAUCCAACACACCCCAGUACUGUAGCUGUUGGUUCCAAAGGUGGAGACAUCAUCCUUUGGGACUAUGAAGUACUUACUAAAACCUGCUUCAUAAAAGGGAAAGGGCCAGGAGAUUCUCUCGGAGACAUCAAGUUCAGUCCUUAUGAGUCAGUGAAGCUUUAUGUGGCAUCAGGGGAUGGCACCCUGAGUCUGCAGGACCUUGAGGGCAGAGCGGUGCAGGUGAUCUCCCGUGCCCCGGACUGUGGCCAUGAGUACCAUAAUGUUUGUUGCUGGUACUGCAGUGUUGAUGUUUCUGCAAGCUGCCGAGCAGUGGUGACGGGUGAUAAUGUGGGCAACGUGGUCCUGCUCAGCACUUCUGGUGAAGAGAUUUGGAAGCUGAAAUUGCACAGGAAGAAAGUGACUCAUGUGGAGUUUAACUCCCGAUGUGAGUGGUUGUUGGCCACAGCGUCUGUGGAUCAGACAGUCAAAAUCUGGGACCUCAGAAACAUCAAAAACAAAAUGAAUUUUCUUCAUGUGCUUCCUCAUGACAAACCUGUCAAUGCAGCUUACUUCAGCCCAACAGAUGGUGCCAAGCUCCUGAGCACAGACCAGCGCAGUGAAAUCAGGGUUUACUCAUCUUCAGACUGGACCAAGCCACAGCAUCUGAUCCCACAUCCACAUCGGCAGUUUCAGCACCUCACACCUAUUAAGGCAACAUGGCAUCCUCGCUAUGACCUCAUUGUAGCAGGUCGCUACCCAGACCCUAAGUUCCCGGGGUACACGGUGAACGAGCUACGAACUGUUGAUGUAUUCGAUGGAAACACCGGGGAGAUGGUUUGUCAACUCCAUGAUCCAAAUGCUUCUGGUAUCAUCUCGCUCAACAAAUUUAACCCUAUGGGAGACACACUGGCUUCUGGCAUGGGCUUUAAUAUUCUGAUCUGGAGCCGGGAGGAGAUGGUGGCCAAGAAGCAAGAACAUCUUUUGAAAGCCAUGACAGAACAGGGGAUUGGAAGCUGGAGUUUGUCCAGACAUGGAGGGCAGAGGCAGGCAAACCCUGGGACAAGUAAACUCAAAGCUAACUUACUGUCUUGGGAGCUGGAGGAGAUGAGAACAAAAAGCAACGAUUCUAAAUCACAGGGAAGGAAGCGAAAAGGGAAGGAUCUAGAGAACUGAUGUAGUAUUUUGAUCCUUUCUGGAUCACAGGGUACAAAUUCAGUGUUGGCAAUGGGCAGUAUAAGCUGUGCAGGGCAUUAGACUUCUACUUUGUCCUUCCUCCCUGGAUCUGAUCUUGAUUCCCUAAUUCUCUUUACUUCCCCUUCUAGAAAGUUGGGUCAGUACUCAGUUCCUCCUCCAAGUGGAGUUACCACCUGUGUUCUGAGGCACUAGGAAAACUUCAAAGAUGUUCUCAGAUCCUGCUGAAGUUACUGCUUCCAGCCUGCCACAUCUGCUUGUCAUCACUUGUCAGAGGUUACCAUCUCCUGCAGUCUGCUGUGGAGCAGCUCAUGACAGGGUCCCCCGCCUGUUCUAGUCAAACCGAGCUGAGAGACCCUUUGCUAACAAGCUUAAUGUCCUGAAAAAAUACAGUGUUCACAGGGGUGAGAUGAUGGGUAGUUUGGGUAGUCUAGGGAACACCAACCACCCCCAUGUGCAAGCUUCUUGGAAAAUGUGCGUCUGUCAAGACCUCAGGCUUAGCCUGUUCUGUGCUUGCAGCUAUAUAACUAGACCAUGAAGAACAUGAUGAUGCCAGAGCUAUUCACCUGCCUCAUGAGAUGUAAGGGCAGUACUGAGCUGGGAACCUACUGAUUCUGUAGUUUCUAUUUUCAGAGCUCUGGGCUUUUUCUUGCCACCGAUUAGGCAAUUUUUUUCACCCACACCUAUGUGCUUCAGAAUGUGGAUAAAAGUGUUGUAAAGCAGAAAUGAGGGAUUUCUUCCAAACACCCCUGCUCAGAGCCAAAUCUCAAGACUGCUGUUAAACUGAAAAGUUGUGCUUUUUCUAGUUCGUUUACAAGGCUGCCUGGGGCCUUGCUGCUGUCCCAGAGGUUGAUGGAUGGGAUGGGCUCAAGGCCUGCUCAGAUUCUCUUAUGUUCACUUUUAUAGUUUCACAGUAUUGAUAUUAAUAAAAUUUUGUACUAAACUAAAA
This is a messenger RNA of Harpia harpyja (harpy eagle), 2829 nucleotides long. RefSeq names its product damage specific DNA binding protein 2 (gene DDB2). Lineage: Eukaryota; Metazoa; Chordata; Aves; Accipitriformes; Accipitridae. The record is from RefSeq and is a predicted model, not a curated record. The transcript is spliced from 11 exons. Gene Ontology annotation, biological process: DNA repair; response to UV. Bases 315 to 1862 code for a protein of 515 amino acids. Gene Ontology annotation, molecular function: protein binding; damaged DNA binding. Gene Ontology annotation, cellular component: nucleus; Cul4-RING E3 ubiquitin ligase complex.